AUGAUACUCAACCCGUUACUUUUCAAGGACUUAUUCACGAUUCUCAGGAUGAGCUGUUUGAAGUGCCAUCGGUUUAAAAUUCCGGUAGAUGUGCGUAAGCACGUGUUGCAGAACACUGGCGAACGAUUGGUAGCUGCGAUGAAGGAGCGUGUGGAAGGACGGUGUCCGUACUGUGCAAGCAGAGACCGGCUCAAAAAGCUUAAUCUUAAGAUAGUGAAUGGCACGCAGUAUGUACAGCCGUUCCGUGUAUAUCGUAUUGUAUGUGCGCUUCGGAAGAACGAGCCUGCCCUCUUUGAACGCAUACACAUUGAUUACAAAGCAUUCUUUAUGCAUAAAGUGUUUGUGCUUCCGAAUAAGUUUCGACCGCUUAACCGCAUGAACGAUAAAAUAUUUGAGAGCUCGCAUAACAUUCAUCUGUCAAGGAUUGUAAAGAUUAAUCGAGUGCUUAAGGAUGAGAUCGAGAAGCUGCGGAUUAAAGACGAGGAGAGCAAAAGAAGUAAAGGAAAUGAAAGUGAGAAAAUUGGAAUGGAUAGGGAGAUUGGCGUAGACGAGACUGAUAGAGUGAGCGGUGCAGAUAAGACAAAUAGAAGAGGCAGAGAAAGUAAAACGAGCGAGGAAAGAAAAAGGGCUGAAAAGGAUGAAAAUAGAAAAAGUGAAAUGAGCCGAGAGCAACGCAUAAACAAGGAUUUGUGCAGCAACAUUAUCAGCAAAAACAAUCGACGUGCAUGUUUAAGUACCGCAAAUAUUGAUCAGGCUAAUCGAUCAGACAAAGAAGCUGUGGAAAAAGGUCUUGGCAUCGAAAAAGACAACAGAGUAAAUACACACAUUGACGAUGACCUGUUGAACAUGCUCAGUUGUGCUGACGAAAAAAGCGUGGCCUUGAUAAAUGGCCUGAUAAACGCGCUGCAAUGUGCAGUGCAGCACUAUUUCGACAGCACGGAGUACCCAAAUAAGAAAAAACCGCCCGGUUUCAAGCAAACCUUGGAGAAGAAGGAAUGACUGUUCAGGCAGAACAUGAUGGGUAAGCGCGUCAAUUACACGGCACGUACGGUAAUAUCACCUGAUCCAUACAUCGCAACAGACGAGAUUGGCAUACCGAUGCAUAUCGCACGCAGGCUUACGUUUCCUGAGCGAGUUACGCCAUUUAACAGACAGCGUCUUGAGCGCUGUGUAAUAAACGGACCGAUAUUUCCAGGUGCAGAAUGCAUCGUAGAGAAUGGUGUCAAACGCAGCCUCAAAUAUGUGAAGAACAGGGGGGCGCUUGCCAAGACAUUGCUCAAGAACAGCGCUGUGGUACAUCGACACAUGACAUAUGGUGAUAUGGUGCUGGUCAACCGGCAGCCCACAUUGCAUAAGCCCUCUUUAAUGUCGCACCGCGUAUGCAUCUUGAACGAUAAAACAAUACGGAUGCAUUAUGUGAACUGCAACAGCUACAACGCAGACUUUGAUGGCGAUGAAAUGAACAUUCAUCUCGCGCAGAGCCUGGUGGCGCGUGCAGAAAAUGCGUAUCUGAGCAGCACACACGAGAACUAUGCAUUAAACGGCAAACCUGUGCGUGGGCUGGUACAAGACUAUGUAGUAAGCGUGUUUAAUAUUACUUUAAAGGACCGGUUGUUCAGCCGGUCAGAGAUCAACGAAUUGCUCAUUGCAUCGCGUGAGUUACGUUUUACGAUCACCAGCCCAGCCGUGCUACGUCCAAAAGCAUUGUACACCGGCAAGCAGUUGGUAGCGAUACUUUUGUCAGCAUACGAUCUUAAAAUGAACUACUUACAUACAAACAAGAUUAGUACGUUAUACUGGAAGGAGCAUUAUGAGGAGAGCACCGUACGCUUUCACAAUGGUUAUUAUGUGCACGGCGUGCUCGAUAAGAGUGAGGUGGGUCCCUCUAAGGAUGGUCUUGUGCACUGUAUAGGGAUGCUCAAGGGCUUCCAUGUAUGUAACGAUAUCCUUACGGCUAUAGGGCGUAUGGUAAGUCGAUACUUGGUUUGUUACGGACAGCCUCUGGGAAUUAGUGAUUUUGUGCUAGAGAAGAAACACGAACGGAUUAGGGCCGAUAUUUUUAAAGAAGGGAUGGAACGAGGCGAUGGUGUGCUACAGGGGUACGUGCAGGAAGUGUUCAAGGAUGUUGGAGGUGGUAGAGAUGGGAAUACUAAAAAAGAAAACACCAAAAAUGUUAAUUAUGGUAUAGACAUUGACAACGAUACCAACACAACUAUUGAUCCAGUCGGUGUUAUUAACCAUGUUACGGUACCUUCAUCAUCUACCCUAUAUAAUACACCCGUAACGAUGGCGCCUAUGAUAAAUCUCAGCAAAAACGAAAGAAUAAACUUGGACAACGUAAUAAAGAAAGAAAUGCACACUGUAACAUCACAGGUGGGUGAUUUACUCAUCAAAGGCAUAGAAACACCCUUUCCUUUGAACAAAAUGGCGAACAUAAUAUUAUCAGGUGCUAAGGGCAGUAUAGUGAACUUCUCACAGAUAAGUGGUUUACUCGGUCAACAAAGCUUAGAAGGUGGAAGAGUGCCGUUGAUGAGUAAUGGUCGCUCUUUAUGCUCUUUUCUCAGUAGCAAUGUGCUUUCUGGUGGUUUUAUUUUCAAUCGGUUCCUUACCGGUCUAUCACUCAGCUCGUUUUUCUUCCAUUGCCAGGCUGGUAGGGAAGGUCUCAUUGAUACAGCUGUAAAAACGAGUAGAAGUGGAUAUUUGCAAAGAUGCAUAGUUAAGAUGAUGGAGGGUACGGUGGUGCACUAUGAUACGAGUGUGAGAGAUGAUUUGUUGGUGCAGUAUGUGUAUGGAGAGGAUGGCAAGGAUCCCAAUAGGAUACUAAACGAACGGUUUAUAGAGAUGAAUACGGUUAAAGACCAGAGUGAUGAUAAGAACGUUGAGAAUAAGGACUGGGCCGAUGGUGAGAACAUUACUAAAGACGAGAGUAAUGAGAAAAAGUGUAAGAACAUUGACAAAUCCAACACCGCUAUUUGUAGUACGGAAACAGAAGAUAAACCACCUUUGAAAGGCACAGAUAUGCAGAUAAGCAGUGCAUUUUUGAGGCAAAGAAUACAACCGGGUGAAAGUGUUGGCAUGAUUGCUGCACAGGCAAUAGGCGAGCCAUCAACGCAAAUGACCUUGAAUACCUUUCACCUUGCAGGUUGUGCAACGAAUGUAACACUGGGAAUGCCAAGGCUAAAGGAGAUACUAAUGGUAGGCAGUAAAAAUGUGAGUACAGUGAUAAAAGGAAAGAUAACAAACAGAAUUACGUUUGAUCCUAGCACAGUGUUCCUUAAGGAUGCUCUGUUCUACUUUAAGGUGGUUGAACGGAAUGAAACGGAUGUAUUGUUUGUUUUGAACAGGGAUGUCGGCAAGGAUACGAUCGUACGGUUCAAGAGAAUGUUUUUAAAAGAGAUUAACAAGGGUAUGGGGAAGAGAGUGACGGUACGCGAAAUUAUCAGGAAUAAUAAAAGGGAUGUUGGGGAUGGUCUGGAUAGCGAUAACAGUAGUGAAGAUUGCCUGGAUAGUAGUAGUAAUGGGGCUGGUUUAAGUACUGGCAUUGAUAGUAAUAGAGGCAGGAAUAUCAGUAUCAGUAAUGAUGAGAACGAUGCUGUAGUCGAGAAUAAUAGCAAUGAAACUGCUGGAAAUACGAUCAAUGAUGGGAACGGUGCCAUCUUUUCAAGGAUAUACACGGAGCAAGAACUGAUAGAGCAGAUUAGAGACCAUUCAUGGUCAUACAACGUAAUAAGAGUAACACUGAGUGCUUGCGUACCAGUAAAUUCUACGAUAGAAAAAAUGAGAGAAAAAUUUCGAUUGCUAGACAGCGAUAUAACAGGCAUAGAAAUAAAUAACGAUGAAGUAACGGUGCUAGGGUGUGACUAUCACACGUUCUUUAAUUAUGUGCCAAGUCACGGCGUGUAUCUGAACGAUUAUAUCGAUUUUAAUACGUGUAUAAGCAAUGAUGUAUACAAUACAUGGGAGGUAUUAGGCAUAGAAGCAUGUAGAUCGGUGAUCAUCAGAGAGAUAAGGGCGGUGUUUCAAGCGUAUGGUAUAGAAAUUGAUGUACGUCAUUUGAUGCUGAUUGCUGAUAAAAUGACCGUUACGGGUGAAUAUGUCGCGUUUAAUAGGCAUAGGAUGGGUGGUUCGGUGCUUGGGAAAAUGUCCUUUGAAAGCACCUACAACUUUUUAAGGAAGGCGUAUCUUUAUGGUUGUGAUGAUGAGUUAGAAGAACCAAGUGCACGUGUUGCUCUCGGAUUGCCAGUUAGAAACGGAACAGGUAUGUUUGAUCUGCUCUACGAUGAUAAAUAG
This is a messenger RNA of Vavraia culicis subsp. floridensis, 4290 nucleotides long. RefSeq lists its product as uncharacterized. Gene Ontology annotation, biological process: DNA-templated transcription. Bases 1015 to 4290 code for a protein of 1091 amino acids. Gene Ontology annotation, molecular function: DNA-directed RNA polymerase activity; DNA binding. Lineage: Eukaryota; Fungi; Microsporidia; Pleistophoridae. Gene Ontology annotation, cellular component: RNA polymerase I complex. The transcript has a single exon. The record is from RefSeq and is a predicted model, not a curated record.